Molecule: messenger RNA, 2835 nt
Organism: Chiloscyllium plagiosum (whitespotted bambooshark)
Lineage: Eukaryota; Metazoa; Chordata; Chondrichthyes; Orectolobiformes; Hemiscylliidae
Source: RefSeq, a predicted model, not a curated record
GCGCUAAAAUAGGGGUAGUGACGCUUGCUGGGACUGAGUAACAGCCUGUGGCGCUGGGAGGGUGGUGUACGGUGAAGCUGCGGUCGGCUCGCCCUCCUCUCGCGUUUCAGGCUUUGGCUGCUCCUCGCUCUGCAGGAACCCCAGCUAUCCUUACACUUUAGAUCUUGCUACUUGUAGUCAUCAUGCAGGCAGAACAGGAAUCAACUAACAGCUGAUGCAAUGCUCUCUACAUGCUGGGCUAUUGAGAAGGUUGAACUGAGGCAAGAUCACAGCAACUGAACCAGUAGCCAAAUAUCACAAGCACAAAUAUCCUGGUAAAGUUUUAUGAUGGAUGCAGCAGAUAAUGGCAGUGCCCUAAAUGGGGCAGAAAUGUCCCAAAACCCCUCAGAGACUAGGUCUCAGCCUCAACCCCAAUCCCAGCCUGAACACAAGGCCUGUCCGGGCGAAGAGGUGUGGGAACGUAGCCGAUGUGGGCGAUCAUACAAGAAGGGAGCACAAACAUCCAUGCCAACUGAUGAAAAACAGGAAUCUGUUUCAUUGAAGAAACGGGACCAAAUGUCACCCAAGAGACGGGAGCAGGUAGAAAAAUCUCCACGGAAAAGUAAGACCCAUCGAAAGGUUGGACACAGACAAGCACACUUUCUCCAUGGCCCAUCUCCUGAUAUACACUUUGGACCUAAAGCCUCCAUUCUGCAAAACGCCACUAGUAUCAUGCACAUUCAAGAUCCAACUAGUCAGAGGCUGACCUGGGACAAACCGCCAACAAAUGUACUGGUCAUCAAAAAAGUAAAGGAUGAAGCCCUUCUGGAGCCCUUCAAAGAACUAUGUACUUUUCUCAUUGAGCAGUGUGAAGUGCUGCCAAAGUGGCUGUGGGAGCCGGUGAGUUUUCAGACGUAUAAAUCGAUGCUGAGAACUGGGGUAAGGGUGUGGAUUCUGUGGUGGCUGAAUAGUAUCGUCUGGAGCUGCAAACUCUGCUACAGGGGACAGAUAGUGUUUGAUGUGGAGAAACACUUGAUUGUAUUUGUUGAGAAAAAAGUGGUGGAUGACGCAGCACUUGCUAAAGAUGUAAAGUUUGAGCCCAUCCGGCAGCAGCUCAGUCCUUUCCGCGAAGGUUACGAUGAAUUGUCUGGCUACAUAGAUCUAAUCAUUUGUCUAGGUGGUGACGGCACACUGCUAUAUGCCUCCUCUCUCUUCCAGACCAGUGUUCCGCCUGUAAUGGCGUUUCAUCUUGGUUCACUUGGAUUUCUCACACCUUUCAAAUUUGAAUCUUACCGAAAAGAAGUGACCAAUGUGAUUGAAGGAGAUGCCAGGAUAAUUCUGAGGAGUCGCCUGAAGGUGAAGGUGGUUAAGGAAUUAAAAACAACAGAAGUGGAGAGGCAAUACCAAGUGCAGGAUAACGGACUGGCCCCACAGAGUCAUAUUGACAACGAGGCAGGAAAAGUCUUCAUGCAAGUACUACAUGUGCUGAAUGAAGUGGUGGUGGAUCGCGGCCCAUCCUCCUAUCUUUCAAAUGUGGAUUUGUAUCUGGAUGGGAGACUCAUUACAUCUGUGCAGGGAGAUGGUGUCAUCGUGUCCACCCCAACUGGUAGUACCGCGUACGCUGCAGCAGCAGGAGCUUCAAUGAUGCACCCAAAUGUACCAGCCAUCAUGAUCACACCGAUCUGUCCUCACUCGCUCUCAUUCCGGCCUAUUGUAGUACCAGCAGGAAUGGAGCUAAAGAUAAUGUUGUCACCUGAUACCAGGAAUGCAGCAUGGGUCUCAUUUGAUGGUAGGAGAAGACAGGAAAUUCAACAUACUGACAGCAUAACAGUAACAACAUCAUGCUAUCCGGUGCCAUCGAUCUGUUGCCAUGACCUCGUGUACGACUGGUUUGAGAGUUUGGCAGAGUGUCUUCACUGGAAUGUACGGAAAAAGCAGUCACGGUUCGAAGAAAUCACGGAUUCUUCAGAUACGGAAUGUUAGUCCAUAAUGGAUGCAUCCCUUUCCCCAAACCCUGCCGCCUUAGCAAAACUUGAUAAUACUUUGUUCUAAGCUUAUUGGAAUAUCUCUUCUAUUUGUAUUGUUAAAUGGAAGACAGUAUUUUGUAUCCGAUUGUAGUGUACAUUUAGCAUUCCUACGGGUAUGAUCUUCCUGCCUCCCUCUGCCCAGCAGAUUCUUGAUAGCAUAAUUAUCUUGGGCUUUUCACUGGGCUUUGUGUCAAAGUUGAGGAAAGAGUAAUGAAGAUGCACCAGCUCUUUUCAAUGUGAGCUUGAAUUCAUGUUGCUAUUGUUUUUUUAAAAAGGUGCCUUAAUUGACCAUUAUCAAUAAUCAAACUUGUACAGUAGAAUCUGUCAUUGCAAUUUAUUUGCUGCAGAUCUGGUGUAAAAUGAAGUAGCUUCAUUUCCUUUGAUCAGUUUUCAUACCUGGGGUUGACCUUCAUUACAGAAGAGCAAAUAAGCCAAUGCUCUGACCUUGCCUGUUAUUUAUUAAGCCUCAUUGAAAACUCAGGCAUUGAAGAUGAUGGUAAGCUUAAUUCCUUGCUGCGAGCAGGCUUUCAUUUAUCUGCUGAACCUCAACUAUACCUUAGAGGUCAGUGCCAAGAAUGUGGGGAGAAAGUUGGUAACCUCAAGUCAAAUGUUAACACCUGCUCAAGGACAAAUGUGUUCACUGUUGCAGGAAAAAACAUUUUAUACAUUUUGCAUUGAAAGUUACUUUCACCUCUGAAUAACUGUACAAAAAAUACAUUCAGAACUUGGUUCUUUGGAUUGUAUCAAUCAUCAUCAAGCAAGGCCAUCGUCAAUUACACCUCCCAUUUUAACUGUUUUUUGUAUUGGGAUGACACCAGGUUCUAAUGCA